AUGGAGCGGCUCAUCCUCACCCAUCUCCGCUCUGUGGUCAGCCCCACCCUGGACCCGCUGCAGUUCGCCUACAGACCCAACAUCGGAGUAGAGGACGCCGUCAUCUACUUCCUGCAGCGGACGCUCUCCCACCUGGAGCCUGCAGGGGGCGCUGAGGAGGUGAGGGACAGGAGGCCCCUGGACUCUGUGGAGGAGGUGAGGGACAGGAGGCCCCUGGACUCUGUGGAGGAGGUGAGGGACAGGAGGCCCCUGGACUCUGUGGAGGAGGUGAGGGACAGGAGGCCCCUGGACUCUGUGGAGGAGGUGAGGGACAGGAGGCCCCUGGACUCUGUGGAGGAGGUGAGGGACAGGAGGCCCCUGGACUCUGUGGAGGAGGUGAGGGACAGGAGGCCCCUGGACUCUGUGGAGGAGGUGAGGGACAGGAGGCCCCUGGACUCUGUGGAGGAGGUGAGGGACAGGAGGCCCCUGGACUCUGUGGAGGAGGUGAGGGACAGGAGGCCCCUGGACUCUGUGGAGGAGGUGAGGGACAGGAGGCCCCUGGACUCUGUGGAGGAGGUGAGGGACAGGAGGCCCCUGGACUCUGUGGAGGAGGUGAGGGACAGGAGGCCCCUGGACUCUGUAGAGGAGGUGAGGGACAGGAGGCCCCUGGACUCUGUGGAGGAGGUGAGGGACAGGAGGCCCCUGGACUCUGUGGAGGAGGUGAGGGACAGGAGGCCCCUGGACUCUGUGGAGGAGGUGAGGGACAGGAGGCCCCUGGACUCUGUGGAGAAGGUGAGGGACAGGAGGCCCCUGGACUCUGUGGAGGAGGUGAGGGACAGGAGGCCCCUGGACUCUGUGGAGGAGGUGAGGGACAGGAGGCCCCUGGACUCUGUGGAGGAGGUGAGGGACAGGAGGCCCCUGGACUCUGUGGAGGAGGUGAGGGACAGGAGGCCCCUGGACUCUGUGGAGGAGGUGAGGGACAGGAGGCCCCUGGACUCUGUGGAGGAGGUGAGGGACAGGAGGCCCCUGGACUCUGUGGAGGAGGUGAGGGACAGGAGGCCCCUGGACUCUGUGGAGGAGGUGAGGGACAGGAGGCCCCUGGACUCUGUGGAGAAGGUGAGGGACAGGAGGCCCCUGGACUCUGUGGAGGAGGUGAGGGACAGGAGGCCCCUGGACUCUGUGGAGGAGGUGAGGGACAGGAGGCCCCUGGACUCUGUGGAGAAGGUGAGGGACAGGAGGCCCCUGGACUCUGUGGAGGAGGUGAGGGACAGGAGGCCCCUGGACUCUGUGGAGGAGGUGAGGGACAGGAGGCCCCUGGACUCUGUAGAGGAGGUGAGGGACAGGAGGCCCCUGGACUCUGUGGAGGAGGUGAGGGACAGGAGGCCCCUGGACUCUGUGGAGGAGGUGAGGGACAGGAGGCCCCUGGACUCUGUGGAGGAGGUGAGGGACAGGAGGCCCCUGGACUCUGUGGAGGAGGUGAGGGACAGGAGGCCCCUGGACUCUGUGGAGGAGGUGAGGGACAGGAGGCCCCUGGACUCUGUAGAGGAGGUGAGGGACAGGAGGCCCCUGGACUCUGUGGAGGAGGUGAGGGACAGGAGGCCCCUGGACUCUGUAGAGGAGGUGAGGGACAGGAGGCCCCUGGACUCUGUGGAGGAGGUGAGGGACAGGAGGCCCCUGGACUCUGUGGAGGAGGUGAGGGACAGGAGGCCCCUGGACUCUGUGGAGGAGGUGAGGGACAGGAGGCCCCUGGACUCUGUGGAGGAGGUGAGGGACAGGAGGCCCCUGGACUCUGUAGAGGAGGUGAGGGACAGGAGGCCCCUGGACUCUGUGGAGGAGCGCUGCAACGACCACCAGGGGGCAGCACUGAGCUCCGGGUGA
Knipowitschia caucasica is the source of this 1857-nucleotide messenger RNA. The record is from the annotation of a GenBank genome assembly. Lineage: Eukaryota; Metazoa; Chordata; Actinopteri; Gobiiformes; Gobiidae.